CGGCGUGGUUGCUAAACAACCAAACGGUUUGGCAACAGGUCCUCUGCUGAAGUUGGCGUGGCGACAGUCUCCUCACCCGGUCUGCCCUCGCGGAACUGAGCUAGUUAGAGAUGCAGGUGCGCUUUGGGCGGCGCUCCGGACGGACGAAGGGGAGCACAGGAAUGAAGAACUCUGAAAAAGAAGAAAUUCCCUAUCCACCUCUCCUGCCUAGCAAGGUAGAUCUCCAGCAGGUCACCAUAAUCCCACAUGCCGAGUGGGAAAGGAUUCGGGAUAGCCUCGGCAGGCUGACGAGAGAAGCGGCGGCCCUUCGUGCAGAAAGAACAGCAAAGAAGAAGAUGCACGUCCAGUCCCAGGAACUGGUAAAACACUGGACCAACACAUAUGCAGGAAUGAAAGAACAGAAACUUAAAGCCAAGCAAAAACGUGAUGAAGAGAUUGAGGCUGAAAGACAAAUUCUUGAUUUGGAGGAAGAAAUAUACAAACAAGGAGAACGGAAGAAGGCCAUUGAAAACGCAAAGCAGUAUCAGUUUUACCAGACAGAAAGAGUGAAAAGCUUUCAUUCAGGACUUCUUCUCAGUAGAGUUAUGAAGGAGCGCGAUGCCCAAAUUCAGUUUAAAAAGAAUUCAGUCAAAUCAGACAAGAAAUGGGAGGAACAGGUGAGACUCAACGUGGAAAAAGCUAUUAAAGAAGAGCAAGAGAAAGAAGAAAAACAGCGCAGAGAAAGAUGUGCCCUUGCUGAAGACCAUCUGAAGCAAAUAAAGCAACAUGAAGAGGAAGAAGAAAAAAGGAAAAAAAAUGAAGAAAAAGAUGCUGAGGAGAUAAAGCGGCAGAAUUUGCUGUAUGAAAUAGAAAUGAAAAAGAAACUAAGCAAGAAACAGGAAGAGAUCAAUGAAAGCAGGAAACUGUUCUUUGAUCAUAUGCACGACAAAAACAUCAUCCGAGCUGUAGAGCAGCAGCAGCAGGAGGAGGAAGAGGAGAAGAUCAGAAAGUUUAUCAAAGCCAAGAAACGCCUCAUACAGAUGAGGCAGGACAAGGAAGCUGAAACCAACAGGCUGAUGGAAGAGCGGAGAGAAAGAAUAAAUAACUUCCUAAGUGAACUAAUGAAAGAGAAACUUGAUACUGAAGAUUUGAUUAUUGCUAGAGAUAUUGCUGAAGCUGAGGCUGAACUGGAGAGAAGAGAAAAAGAAAAAUAUGAAAAAAUUCAAGCAGAGCUGAAGUCAAUUGCAGAUCAUAGAGCCUCUGUGAUGAAAAAUAAAGAGGAAGAAGAAAGGCAAAGACAAAUAGAGUCUAAAGAAGAGUUGCUGGCUGUCUUGAAGGCAGACAAGAUUUUCCAGGAUCUUGAAAAGGAGAAAAAGCUCAAAACCAGCAAAAAGAAACGAGAAAUUCAAGAUGCUCACGUUCAGCAAAUGGCCAUAAAUAAAUUUAAUGCAAAACAAUCAAAAGAAGAAGAAUUAGAUUACUGGAGACUUACUGAAGCCCUUGCAGCUGAGAAGGAGAAAGAAUUUCAGAAUUAUGCCAGAGAAGUAAUUGACUCUGAAUCUGAAUCAACAAAGAAAUACACUUACCCUCUGGUAAGAGCUGUACAGGAAGGCGUGGGAGGUGGCCGUGGACCACCCUUCGUAGGCAGGGGUGGGAUACGACCAAGCUACCAGACAAACGAUGCCACUGGUGUCCAGCUCCCUUUUUAUAACUCUCAAGGAUCAAAGUAUAAUGAUUUUCAGAAGUCGAAGAGGAGGCUGGGUUUUACAUGGUAAAGAAGUUUAUUUUUAUGAUUGAUAAAAUUUAUUGUAGCAAGUAUAAGCUACAAAUAUAAUGGA
Molecule: messenger RNA, 1817 nt
Organism: Microtus ochrogaster (prairie vole)
Lineage: Eukaryota; Metazoa; Chordata; Mammalia; Rodentia; Cricetidae
Gene: Cfap210
Product: cilia and flagella associated protein 210
Cellular component (GO): axonemal microtubule
Source: RefSeq, a predicted model, not a curated record